CUCGAGCCUCGGCUGGCGCCUGUGAGUGACUCCACACCACCUUAGUUUGGGGAGAGGGAGCCGUAAUAACGACCCGCUCACGAUUGGCCCAGCCCAACUUGUAUCUGACAAGAGCUUGAGAGCUUAUACAGGUGUAAGCUGGGGACAAUCUUAAUCGCUGGCGCCAAAGACUCUCGCUGCAGCGUCUCAUGCCUCCCGCUGCACGCUAAUCCGGGCGAUUUCGUAUAACAGCCGGCUAUCCACCUCUUUGUCUGCUGCCGCGCUCAACCCGACAUCCCAUUUCCAAACACGCCAUUUUGUUUCGCGUCGAGCGCGAGUUGCUGAUUGAAUAAAUUGACUGCGCCUGUAUCUACUCGCAACGCCGUCUGUCUCCGUAUUCUUCUAGAUAUAAUGCAGCCCUCAGGGGCAAACAAGGGGUUUUUUCAGCCUCCCCCGAUUUUGCCCAACCAGUUUUAUGACGAUGUUUCCUUUCGCAGAUGCUUCAACUUGUUUCUCCCCUUUAGUGUAAUUACCGAAGUUGAGGCUGAAGUCGCAGCCUUGGGCAGGGAUGUUCUCUCGGACGAGGUGUUUGCCUGGAUCACAGAUGCUGAACACAACAAGCCCUACAUCAAAGGCAGCGGCCGAGAUGCUUUUGGCAGACUGCAGGGCGAGCUUGUGACUGGCGAAGGAUGGCGCGAGCUGCAAAAGUUUGGCCUGUCUAGAGGCUUCGUUGCCACCGGUUAUGAUACCCCCUAUGGCGCAUUUUCUCGCCCUCUGCAGUAUUUGCGCCUGCACCUGUGGGAGGCCUCGUCUGCAAACGUGACUUGCCCCUCUGCAAUGCAGGAUGGUGCCGCUGCUCUUCUAAGGAGGCAUCUGGCGUCUCGCCGUCUCAGCGAGACAGAGCGCAUUGUUUUUGACGAUGCUUACCGCCGUCUCAUCUCACGCGACCCAAGCGUAGCCUGGACCAGUGGGCAAUGGAUGACGGAGCGCACCGGCGGCAGUGAUGUAUCUCAGACUGAGACCAUUGCUCUCUACCAGCCCGAAGAUGCCGAGGGCGCCCUCGCCUCGAAAGAAGGCAAGAUCCCCCUCGGACCGUGGAGCAUCCACGGCUUCAAGUGGUUCUCAUCCGCGACAGACUCGAACAUGACCAUCCUGCUGGCUCGUACUUCCAAAGACAAGCUCAGCACCUUUUUUGCGCCUAUGCGACGACACGACCCAAAGGCCAAAACAAUGACUGGCCACCCCAAAUCUGACGGAACUCGGCUCAACGGUGUCUGGAUCCAGCGCCUCAAGAACAAGCUCGGCACCCAGUCACUUCCUACUGCCGAGCUUGUCCUGGAAGACAUGCGCGGCUGGAUGAUUGGCGAAGAGGGCAGGGGCAUCAACGAGAUUAGCACAAUUCUGACCAUCACUCGAAUUCACAACGCCGUGACGGCCUGUGGAUAUGUCGGUCGUGGAUUGGGAAUUGCAAGGGCAUAUGCGCGACGGCGAGAAGUUGGGGCUGGCCGCGGUGCCCGCAUGAAGCUGACCGAGAGCACGCUGCACAUGCGCACCCUGGCCAACCUGACUGCCGAGUACCACGGGUUGAUGCUCAUGAGUAAUUAUUGCGGUUACAUGCUUGGUAUUUCUGAGCAUGAAGCGACGCCACCGACAUCUGCUCUCGCAGCUCUCACACCACCGGCUCAGUAUAUCGACCCGCUCCUUCGUAUUAUUGUGCCUCUUGCCAAGGCUUAUGUAUGCAAAGCUGCCGUCCCGCUGCUCUACUCAUGCAUGGAAUCGCUCGGCGGUGUGGGCUAUCUCGUCAACGAAGAGCAGGAAUACCUCAAUGUGGCUCGACUCUACCGCGAUUGCUGUGUUCUGCCCAUCUGGGAGGGCACAACCGACGUCCUAUGUACGGAUAUGAUCCGCGCGCUGAAGCACCCCAAAACAGGAACCCAAUCGCUUAAUGCGCUGGAAAGCUUCAUCAAGUCUUCGUCAUCAUUCAAUGAGGAAGCCGUCGUCAAGCGCUAUGGAUGGGACCCUGUAGGGAAGUGGACUGCCCUGCGGGCAUACAUUGAUGAAAGGGACCAGGCUGCUUUGGUCGGUGAGGGUAGAGAGAUUCUAUGGGACGUGGCGGAGAUACUCAUUUCCUUGCUGCUCUUUGUUGAUGCUGCCACCGACCAGAAUGACGCUUGCAAGGAAAUUUUCCGUCGCUUCAUCGAUGACAAGUUUUCGAAGGAGAAGCGUACGAGAGAUACUCCAGCAGAGGAACUGGAGAAAGACCUGGCCAUUGUGUAUGGUGUCGAGGAGGCGGAAGCUGUGGCUAGAGAGAUUGGUCCGAAGCUGUAGUUGAAUUUGGUAUCAACUCGUUUUUUUUUCUGGUCAAGGCUAUUUGGAUUAUUCUAGGGCUGGGCCAGACUGUAUUACUUUAGCGGUAUCUAUAUACACAUUUUAAUUGUUCAUCUAAAGCUG
This is a messenger RNA of Trichoderma asperellum CBS 433.97, 2430 nucleotides long. Lineage: Eukaryota; Fungi; Ascomycota; Sordariomycetes; Hypocreales; Hypocreaceae. The record is from RefSeq and is a predicted model, not a curated record.